AUGCGGAUUGUCAGCGCGACGGUCACAGUCGUGAUCAGUGCCCAUGCCUUGCUUCGCAGUCCAAAGCCAUGGACAGCAGGACGGCGAGGAGCGCAUGAGGGCAUGUCCAGCCCGAGUGCGACACGGGUGAGCGUGAACGACGGUUGCAAUCGGUCUUGGCCGUCUCUCGUCGCACGCCUCGUCAUUUGUAGUAUCCACGUAGUCAACAUCUCACCUGCGUCUCGGUACGCUCUGGUCAUCCACACAUCUAACGAGGUCGACAGCAUCCCCGACAUGAUCAAGAAGAUUGUGCGCAGAGAUGGCCCUAGUCGACACGAUACCAUGAAGGAUCGGGCAGCAAGUGGUUAG
Laetiporus sulphureus 93-53 is the source of this 348-nucleotide messenger RNA. RefSeq lists its product as uncharacterized. Lineage: Eukaryota; Fungi; Basidiomycota; Agaricomycetes; Polyporales; Laetiporaceae. The record is from RefSeq and is a predicted model, not a curated record. The coding region runs from base 1 to 348 and encodes 115 amino acids. The transcript has 2 exons.